Molecule: messenger RNA, 1311 nt
Organism: Penicillium coprophilum
Lineage: Eukaryota; Fungi; Ascomycota; Eurotiomycetes; Eurotiales; Aspergillaceae
Exons: 1
Coding region: 1-1311 (436 amino acids)
Source: RefSeq, a predicted model, not a curated record
AUGAUGCUCGAUUCUCAGAUUCUGGUGCACAUCGCCGCCGCAAGCACCGCACAAGAUGAUGCACGCUAUAGGGCCCAAGUUGCCGCGAUUCUGGAAUUCCAGUGUGCCUCACGCCAGCCACUCAUGGAGAUCGAGUCUUCAGGUCCCACCGAUCGAGACCCGCAUCCACUCUCCGAUGCCGCCGAACAUUCCUCGGUGCCCUUGACGACUCAACACGAGGCUUUGCCAAUAUUGCGGGAGGCGCUCCGGCCCGCAUACACCACCACACCCUCGCCUCAUUUGCUCCCUGAAAUGGAUGGCAUGGCUCCACGCGCGCACAUCAUCUCAAAUCAUUCUUCUCUUGGGAGUCUCAUCAGCGUCAUCCCAGACUCCCAGCCAGAGAUCGCCCAGCUAGUCCACGCCUCUCCAUCUCAUGCAGCGCUAUCGUCUCCAUCGCAGAUUACUCCACCGCCACCUAAACGACGUUGCACAGCCCCGGCCUCGCCUGAUCAGGCGAAUCCGGUUUCAAUUCACGUAACUCAACCUGCAGCGAACCAGCCCGCUGCAUCUCACAGGGUGACCCCCUUCCAGUAUCAGGAUAAUCCUCUCCACCCCACUGGUUUCCCCCAAACCCCCAUCGAAACAUCUAGCUUAGAUCAAGAAAAAGGCCCAGACGCCUCCAUCAGCCACCCUACCACACCCUCACUCUCGCAUCCGAUUCCCGCAAACUCCCCAACCCCUAAUCCCAUCCCUCUCUCCACCCUCCCCCUCGAAAUCCACCCCCCAAGACCUCCAAUCUCCACUUCCCCUUUCACUACCCAUGUAACACCAACCCUGUCCAUGCUCACAGAGCGCCUAAACCCAGCACGAACCUACAACCCUUCCACCCAAUCUCGUCCCCUGGACCCCCUUGAACGGGGUUACUGGCUCGUGCAUCUCUCUAUCGAGCCACCCCAACACCAGACCCAAGAUCCAGUCGAUCUUCUCCCAAACCCCAACCCUGGAACCACUAGUCCCACUCCUCAUCCAAAGCCAAACCUAAAAGAGAACCGGCCCUGGCCCUCUCCGCUCUUUCAUGCCUUCUGGUCCUUCCUCUCGGACUUCGUAGGCAGGGAUGGCCGGGCAGGCUGGGGCGUCUGGUGUAUUCUCGAAGCUGCACCGGCCCCGUCAGCGAUCUCGUCUGACACCCACGUCUCUCUUAAAGUAUAUGCGUGGGGAGAGGUCGCCAUGCACGUUUACCUUUUGCUCUUCUUAGCGAGUGAGAGGCGGAUUCGUGGGAUGGGUGUUCAGUGGCGGGAUUCGCGGGAAGAGGUUGUCAUUCAAAUGCCGUAG